ACCCUGACCAGACCCUGACUGAACCACCGCCAGACCAUCACCUGGUUCAGGACCCUUAGACAUUGCAGCGAUCAGCAAUGCAGUGAAACGAGAGCCUGGGGAGGUUACGAAUCGAAAUCCGAUUUACAUAUUCGAUUUAUUCCAUGGUUUUCGUGUAAUAUGGUGUGUAACUUUGUCUGAAUAAACGGCCACAUCAAAAUGGAUCAUCGUGGGAAAUCAGGACCAGGUCGUGGGGGCAAGAGCAAAGCCCCUCAACAUCCUGCAAACUUCAUUGCACUAGGUUCUAAAGGAUCUCGACCUGAUCUGACCGAAUCAAAACGGCCCGGUAUGCCUCCAAAGGUAGGCCCCAGCUCAUCCGGUCAAGGAGUCGAGAGGAAGAGAGACCCCUCAGUUUCGGUUUCAAUGCCUCUAAAUAAGAAGCCAAAACUAGAUGCAGCAGCAAAAAGCGAAGAUGCGUGGGACUCACAUGCGAUUGAAUGCGACCCUGCUGAUUUAGUGGCAUCAAUCAGUCAGGCUAUGGAAGAUGAUGAUGCAAAUAGGGCACGCGGUCUCUUGUGUGGUGGUCUGUUGCUCCUGAGGAGAGGCAAAGUGGACAAAAUCCUUAUGCUUUCACUGCUGUUAAUCGGAAAACAGUGGCCAAAACUUCUAACUCCAGAGAUUCCUUUGCUGUGUCUCGCUCUUUGUACAAAGGGGAUGAGGAGCCAAACGACCACGGGGAUCUGCUAUCUUCUAAUGAAGGCACUUCAGCAUCAGACAUCCUGGCCUGAACUUCUGGCUCGAGUUUAUGCUGAAGACUCAGCUGGGGACCGGCAGUGGGUUGACCUGGAGGAAGCUCGGCCUCUUGUAGAAAACAUUUGCUUGUCGUUUGGCACUAAAAAGCCCACCAGAAGUAUCGUGCCUCCUGAAGUGCCUGCAAUGUCUUCUGAAAUUACUCCUGAAGUGUCUGCUGGACACUGUGACUCACCUGCACGCGAGGAAGAUGCAGGCAACGCACGCAGGGGGGCAGCCAUCGAGGCAAUUGACACAGGUCUACCCAUGGAGCGGUACAAGAAAGAAGCUAUUGAAAGCGUGAUCGUAAGCUAUGUAAAGGAUUGCAUGGCCAAUCGACCAGGUCUGGACCCUAACUAUAAAAAUUUGGCCAAGCUGAUGAUCACCGCAAGUGGACUGCAGGGCAUCAGGUUGGCAGCAAUUCAAAAGUUGGAUGGAUGGCUACAGAGCCCAAAACUUUUGAAACCAAGCCAGGAUCUUCUCCUCAGCAUUUGCGCCAACUGCACAAGCUCAGAAGACACUGAUAUUGUGGGACAUAUUGUCAAGUUAAAAUGCAAGUCAAAGCCAAUCCUCAACUGUUUCCUCAUGUGUAUCAGGGAGCUGAUCGCCGCUUACGCAGGCAACCUGGGCUUGCUGCUCAAGCUGGUGGUUUACAAUGAGUUGUCUAGCACGCGCAACCAAAACAACAUGCAGGUUUUGUCCACAAUAUUUAGUAUAAAUCAAGAUCAGUCUUCUGGAAUGCUGGCAGAAGUAUUUCAUGAGUUACUCAUCCACAAAGAAGACUAUUUAAAAGCGAUGCGCAACUUUCUUCGCGAGAUGUUCCGCAACGUGCGGGAAAAAUUGAAUGUGAUCGCCUUCUGCCGCGCCCUAUUGCAGGAUCGCAGCACAGAUCCAAACUUCAGGGAAUCUGGCUCCAAAGAACGAAUGCUAAAUGCCAUACCAGAUAUUGUCUGUCUUACCAUCCUGCUCAGCAUUACUCUUCAAGUUAAGGAAUCUGCUUCUUUGUUGGCCAGGGGAGACACGCGUGAAACGAGCGUCAGCAAUUUAAUCAACUUCCAGAACUUGGUGGCCAAAGUGCAGCAAGACGCAGCCUACUGGCUGCGAGACACCGUCGUUAAAAUGUACCGCCCAAGUGAGGAAACGUACACUCAAGUAAUGAAAAAAGUGUUUUUCCUUGAGUCGAGCGACCAGUACCACAACAAAGACAACUGGCCUCCGGAAAGCGACAGAGGCACCAUGUAUCGGUUGGCAUCGGAUGUGCCUGUUUUGCAGAAAACUCUGAUAGUGAUGUGCAUGAUUGGCAUGUCCAACGAGAAUCCCAUCACCAUCCCCAACCUAAUAGACGUCAUGGAGCGCAUUGUAAGACGUGCGGCACUCAUUGCCAACGAACAUUUAAAUCCUUUGCACGUCGAUAAAGUUGAGCUGCUCCCGACGCUGUUCAAGCUAUGCAAAUACAAACACCCGCAACACUACAACUUUUCGUCAAGUUACAGCCCACCUAAACUGGCGAUCUUGAACUCUUACUGGAAGGCCUGGUCACUUGCGGUGGUGUUGGCUGCUUUCAAUCCAACCACUGUAGGAGCCGUUGGAUGGGGAAAACACGCUACACUGCGAGCCUUAAUGGAGAUGUGCAUCACCAACACCUUUCACUACCCCCCACCAACAAUGGCUCUCAAGGAUGAGGACCUGGCCAAGGAAGCGCAUAUGAUAGAAAUCGAGCGUAGGCAAAUGCUAGAAUACGAAGCACUUCUGGCCGAACAAGAAAAGCCCAGCCGAGUCAUUACCGAGCAGAGCUCGCAUUUUUUGCAAACUCUGACUGUAUUUGAUCCUAUUGGGCCUGCCAGAAGACCACCGCCUGCGUCACUCGCUGAGCUUCAGUCUCUUAAUGAUGUACUGCAUCUCGGCCACCGCCUGUGCAGGUGCAGAAGCCCUGACUUUCUUCUUGAUGUUAUUCAGCGCCAAGGAACGUCCCAAGCGAUGCCCUGGCUUGCCGAUCUCGUCAACUCCUCUGAUGGCUCCCUUUGCCACCUUCCUGUGCAAUGCUUGUGCGAGUUCCUGCUCAGUGAUCUGGUUCCAAUGGCCGAGCAUUCAAGGCAGCAAAAGCACCAGCAACUUGUGAACCAUCUAAAAAAUAUGCUAGCGGUUAAAGACAGUCCAGAAAGUUUAGCACAGUGUCUCGAAGUUCUUGUAUACUUCAUGGGAAGGCUGGGGUCGCAUCAGGCGUGCAACAGGCACCAAGCUAUCAAGGCUCUCAGACUGCUAUUGGACGAGGAUGAAGAUGAGGUCAACUCAAACAACUGGGUGCUGGAUCGGCUGCCAAGCCUUCCACACUUCUCAAACCUCAAAUCCAAUAUUAUCGUAGCUUUGAGGCAGGCGUGCCUCUCCGAGAAUGACAUCAGCACUUUGCGCUGCUACCUGCGUUUCUUGGCUGAGCACGCUGUCAAGGAUGCUGAUCAGCAAUGUCUAGCUGAUCUCACGGUGGACAUGGCCACUGUGGUGGUUGAAAGGAACAUCAUCACCCACAUGCUGCUACCCUCAAAAGGACAGCAGGAUUGUGACGAGGCGCAUAGCUCACUCGCGCACCUCAUGGAAAUAUUCAUCAACCAUAUCACUACAUCUCGUGUUCCGCGUCGUGAGUCAUACGCGUGGUCGCACAACCAGGAUCACAUCCUUGUGGAGUGGCCAACAGAGGAGUGCUAUCUUCACAUCUUGGUGGUGCAUGCGUCAGUUCUACUGCUGACCUACGGCCAGGGCCGGCAUCACCACCUCUUCAAACAGCUGCACGAAAUCUGGCUUGGCACCGAGAGACCUAGAGGCCGACUCACAGAUACUUUCGAAGAGGCAGUGUUGUUCCCUGACUGGCUCAAACUAAAAAUGAUUCAGUCAGAAGCACCUGGUCUUGCGGAGGCAGCACUCGCUGACCUGGAGCCGCCGCAACUGCUGCUGUUUGCUCAAAACUUUGGCAUUCCGCCUUCAAACAUGAGCAAGUUGCUAGCCACUUUGGAUCGCGCGGUGGACCAUGAGCCACAAGCCGUGGCCGAAGCCCUCCAGGACCGUUCAUACAUGGUGCAGCUGGUCAGGGUGCAGCAUUACCUUGGCGCUAAAAAUGGGCACACAUUCCUUCAUUUUCUUGAUCCUUCAAAUCAGGCACAACCUGAAGAGCUCCCUGAAUCGCCUGAGAUUGUCGUGCGCCGGCCUUUACCGCUGCAAACAGAAAAGGCUCCAGAGCCUAAGGCCAUGAGCGCGCUGCUGCCUUCAUUGUUUUCAGAAGAUGGUCAUGAAGCCAGAGCAGCGUUUUCCCUGAUCCAUAAAACAGUUUGCAAUGAGUUGAGUGAAGGUGACUCUGACUUGCUGCUGUCGAUUCUGCACCAUGUGGUACGUGAAAUCCGCAACCGGCCAUCGUUCGCACAUUACGCCUUGGCCCGGCCACUUCUGCUGUGGCCGCUGGUGCGACUGGCCGUUUCCACGCGACCCAAGCCUGCCGUCCGAGAGGCCUUGGCGCAAUUAGCGGAGCAGCUAAAGUGCACCAACACGCCAAUGACGCACAUGCUGGCCAGCACGGAUCAGCAGCCCAAAUUCAGAGCGAGCAGGGCCACCGUGGCCGAGGAGGCGACGCAGCGACUGCUCUGCCAACAAACCAAUGAGAGUACUGGUCACCUGCUUGACAGCCUGGCCACCCUAGAGACCGUGCCCAUCGAACAGCAGAUGCAGCUGCUGUUUGGACGUGGACACACUACCUGUAGGCCAUAUCUGCUCACCCUGCUGACCCAUGGCUCGACUUGGAGCACUCUGCACAAUUGCAUGACCCACUUGCUGAGGAAGGCAGACCCCAGCUAUGAUCCAGGCGCAGUUCUAGAUUUCCUCUGGGCACUUAUCGGAAAUCCAAAGCUUUGGCAAGGCCGAGAGAAGAGACCCUCAAAACACCAAGUUCGGGAUGAUAUUUUGGGCCUCAGUUUGGAGCAGGCUUGCGUUCUGCUUGACUAUGUUCUCGAAGAAGCUUUGGUCGUCGGGGGUCAGGAGUUGUCCGAUGGACGCGUAGCCCUGUUACUCCAAUGCCUGUCCCUUGAGUACCUUCGACCCAUGGUGCGUCACUUGGCCGCGUGUCUCCAGUCGGCUGACAAGGCGGCUGUCAGCCAGCAACUGCUAUUGCAGCUCUACCUUGCCAUGCCCGUGCUGAUCAAUGGACUUAAUGAUUGCGAAAAGGAUCUGCUGAUCGAAGGCACCAAUCUUGGUGCCUGUGCUCUUGACAUUUCCUCUCACACGCUGCUCUCCGCUCUGGCUUCCUCUGCAGGCCCACCUAAGGAAUGGAAUCGCCGCAGUCAAGAAUUUGAGCUAGCCGCCCGCAAAAUGACGGCCACACACCCUCUUCUGGUCUUGCGACAAUUGCCAAUGUUAGCAGCAUCGCUUCAAGGUCGUGUGCAUUAUGAGUCUGGUGUUUUCCGCCACAGGAAUCAUUUGAUCUACUUCUUGCAAGUGCUGGGCCUGCUUGAGGUGUUGCAGCCGCACAUCUUCCAGACUGAGUAUGCCCAGUCACUAGAGCUUAUCCUUGACUCGUUUUUUGCAAUGUUCCAGCUACACAACCAAUUGAAGGAUGUGCAGAUCGCAUUGUCCAGAACCGUGGCGCUUCUACAGAGUUUUGUGUCCUAUGACGCCCAGAGAGCUCUAAAAUACCUUCAACGCCACUGCCAGCUACUGCAUGACCUGCACGCUGCCUACCCGAAUGUGAGCGGAUUACAGCCGCUAUUGGCCGGACUGUCGCUGCCCGCACGCGACGGCGAUGAGCCCGAAGUGCUGGUGGCGGCCGCGGCGGUGAGCGCCGCUGAGGCCCAGCAGCCGCCGACGGCCAUGGUGGGCCAGAUCGUGGGCCGUUUGGGCCGCCAGCAGACAGAUGACGUGCAGCAACUGGCGCUGCAUGAACUGGAUCAGGCGUCUUCCCGCCGUCCGGCAGUGCUCGAGGGAUGCGUUGACGUGCUGGCCGGGCUGCUGCUGCACCCGAGCAUUUACACCCGCAACCAGGCGCACAUGCUGCUGCUCAGAUACCUCCGGCACAAUCCAGCCGCCGCCGCUGCCUCCGUCACCACCUUCAUCCAAUGUCUGGAGAGCAGCAACCCCGACAUCCAGGCGUCAGCCAUCGAGAAGAUUCCAGAAGUCGUCGUCUGCGCGCAAGAGUACGCACUGACCAUUCUGAAGAAAUUGGGCAAACUUGGAAUUGAGCAGGGAAUCGACACCACGUCAGUGAUCCUUCAUACUGUUUCUCUCCUGCAGCUGCAGAAUGGAUGUUAAGUAAUGCUUUGUCAUAAAACCUAUUUUCGGUAACAACAUUAAAACAUAAUAAAUCUGGCUUUCUGUGAG
Molecule: messenger RNA, 6120 nt
Organism: Cloeon dipterum
Lineage: Eukaryota; Metazoa; Arthropoda; Insecta; Ephemeroptera; Baetidae
Gene: IntS1
Product: integrator complex subunit 1
Exons: 19
Coding region: 199-6051 (1950 amino acids)
Biological process (GO): U2 snRNA 3'-end processing
Cellular component (GO): integrator complex
Source: RefSeq, a predicted model, not a curated record